Molecule: messenger RNA, 1245 nt
Organism: Rhopalosiphum maidis (corn leaf aphid)
Lineage: Eukaryota; Metazoa; Arthropoda; Insecta; Hemiptera; Aphididae
Product: palmitoyltransferase ZDHHC3-like
Exons: 5
Coding region: 298-1068 (256 amino acids)
Biological process (GO): protein targeting to membrane; peptidyl-L-cysteine S-palmitoylation
Cellular component (GO): endoplasmic reticulum; Golgi apparatus
Molecular function (GO): protein-cysteine S-palmitoyltransferase activity
Source: RefSeq, a predicted model, not a curated record
CAUGAAUCAUAAUAUAUUAAUUUAAUGUAUUAUUAAUAAAUACUUAUUUUACUUUUAUAGUAUGAAACAUGAAUAUUGAACACUUCAGUUCGUUUUAUUGUCUUGUUAAUUAGUUUUAAUUUAUCAGUAAUUUUAACAGUAUGUAGACACUAGACAUUGGGCAAUAGGCAUAUUAUUCUUAAGUAUUCUUGGUUAUCAUUAUUUAUGAUGGGAACAAAGUUUCUUAUGGUUAUAAUCAAAUAAUAUAGCAUUUAGAAGUAAUGUAAUUCAAAUUAGUGUAGUUAGAAACUUACAAUAAUGAUGAAAUUAGUUAAUGAUCCUUGUGGUAUAUUUUGCAUAUUAUUCACCUAUACUUCAAUCAUAUACGCUGACUAUGUAGUAAUACAAUGGGUUGUUUUGCACACUAUGCAAGACAGCUUAUGGGCUCCAUUUCACAUAGUGCUUUUCAAUACAUUUCUUUUGCUAUUGACAGUAUCACAUUUACGAGCAAUGUUUUCUGAUCCUGGCACUGUACCUCUAUCACAUACUAACGUUUCUUUUUCAGACUUACGGCAAGUUAAUGAACCUUUAGUGAAAAGAGAAGAUUGGACUAUGUGUACACGAUGUGAAGCGUAUCGGCCACCCCGAGCUCAUCACUGUCGAAUUUGUAAGCGCUGUAUUAGACGAAUGGAUCAUCAUUGUCCAUGGAUUAAUAAUUGUGUUGGAGAAAAAAAUCAAAAGUAUUUUGUCCAAUUUCUUUUUUUUGUUUGUAUUAUUUCUGCAUACACUAUCAUGUUAGUUAUCAUGUCAUGGGUACGUGAAUGCCGGCAGUGCAAACUAUAUGAUAUGGAUACAAGACAAACACAAGUAUUACAUUCAGUAAUUUUAAUAAUGGAAAGUGCUCUUUUUGGUAUGUUUGUUAUUGCAAUUUUGUAUGAUCAAAUGGAUGCUAUUUAUAGUGAUCAGACAACAAUUGAACAAACAGUCUAUAAACGUCCAAAUCCAUUACAUAGAUAUAUCUUUUCUGUUAUUUGUCGUUGGCCAAAAAUAUCUAGAUCUACAUCUAAAAUUAAUAUUCGAUCUGUAUGAUUUGUUUAUUGUUAGGUACUUUACAUAAUUAAUGUCAAGACUAGUUAAGUUAUUAAAUAUUGAAAUUCAUAUUAGCUAUAGGCACAUUAUGUUAUGCAAGUAAUUCAUUAUGCAAAGCAAUUUAAACUUUGCGUUAUUAAAAUUGAUUAAAAACACAAAAUUAUAAAAUAUUUUAAU